CUUGCCAACUGGGUGGGGCCCCCCCGGACACCGGGGCCGCCACCCCCCGCCUCCCCCUCGGCCUCAUCUGGACCAUCAUCCUCCGCUUCCAGAUCCAGGUGAUCAAAAUCAAGACGGAAGACAACCGGGAGACGCGCUCGGCCAAGGACGCUCUCCUCCUCUGGUGCCAGAUGAAGACGGCGGGCUACCCCGAGGUGAACAUCCAGAACUUCACCACCAGUUGGAGGGACGGGUUGGCCUUCAACGCCCUCAUCCACAAGCACAGGUUCGCCGGGGGGUGGGGGGAGAAGAUGGGGGACGUCAACAUGGAGGACCCCGACGAGAAGUCCAUCAUCACCUACGUGGUGUCCUUCUACCACUACUUCUCCAAGAUGAAGGCGCUGGCUGUGGAGGGGAAGCGCAUCGGGAAGGUUCUGGACCAGGCCAUGGAGAUCGAGGCCAUCAUCCAGCGGUACGAGGCGCUGGCGGCCGAGCUGCUGGCCUGGAUCCACCACACCGUCGCCCUCAUCGGCAACCAGAAGUUCGCCAACUCCCUGACGGGCGUCCAGCAGCAGCUCCAGGCCUUCACCGCCUUCUGCACCUUGGAGAAACCCGUCAAGUUCCAAGAGAAGGGCAACCUGGAGGUCCUCCUCUUCACCAUCCAGAGCAAGCUACGGGCCACCAACCGCAAGCUCUACGUCCCCAGCGAGGGCAAGAGCAUCUCCGACAUCAAUAAGGCUUGGACCUGUUUGGAGAAGGCGGAGCACGAGCGGGAGGUGGCGUUGCGCAACGAGCUGAUCCGGCAGGAGAAGUUGGAGCUGUUGGCCCAACGUUUCGACCACAAGGCCGUCAUGAGGGAGACGUGGCUGAACGAGAACCAACGCUUGGUCUCGCAGGACAACUUUGGCUACGACCUGCCAGCGGUGGAGGCCGCCAUGAAGAAGCACGAGGCCAUCGAGGCCGACAUCUCCUCCUACCAAGAGCGCAUCCAGGUGGUGGUGGAGCUGGCCCUGGAGAUGGAGUCCGAGGGCUACUACGACACCAAACGCAUCAGCGCCCAGAAGGACAACAUCCUUCGGCAGUGGGGGCUGUUGACCGAACUGGUCUGCGCCCGCCGGGCCCGUCUGGAGCAGAACCUGGCCCUCCAGAAGAUCUUCCAGGAGAUGGUCUACAUGAUUGACUGGAUGGAGGAGAUGCAGGUGCUGCUGCUCUCCAAGGAUUUGGGGAAACAUCUUCUGGAGGUUGAGGACCUGCUGCAGAAGCACGGGCUGCUGGAGGCCGACAUCUCCGCCCAAACGGAGCGGGUGCAGGCGCUCAACGCCGCCGCGCUCAAGUUCUCCGAGCUGGAGGGUUACCAACCCUGCGACCCCCAGAUCAUCUGCAACCGGGUCAACCACGUCCAGACGUGCCUGGAGGAACUGGGAGAACUGGCCAGCAAGAGGCGCAAGGAGCUGGAGGACUCCCGCCAGCUUUGGGCCUUCUUCCAGGAGAUGGAGGAGGCCGAGGCCUGGAUCCGCGAGAAGGAGCAGAUCCUGGCGGCCAAGACGUGGCCUUCCGCAGGUGCUGCUAUCCUGGCGGCCAAGACGUGUGGCCGGGACCUGAGCAGCGUCUUGACCUUGACCAACAAACACAAGAGCAUGUUGGGCGAACUGGGCAGCCGCCGGGCGCUGUUGCACCAGACCAUGAAGAGGGGCGAGCAGAUCUUGGCCAAGAAACGCUUCAGCCCCGGCGGCAUCCAGGAGAAGAUGCGGGAGGUCCGCCUCCGCUGGAAGAAGCUGGAGGAGGUGACGGGGUUACACCAACAGCGGUUGCAGGAGGCCCUCAACUUCUUCCAGUUCAGCGCCGAGACGGACGACUUGGUGGCCUGGUUGCAGGACACCUACCGCAUCGUCUCCAGCGACGACUUUGGCCACGACGACUAUUCCACCCAAGCUCUUCUACGGAAGCACCGGGCGGUGGUGGAAGAGGUGGAGAAGCACCGGGCGGCCGUGUUGGCCCUCCGGAAGCAGUUGGCUCUUCUGGCGCCCGAACACCGUCAAGGGGUGGACGUGCAGAUCCGGGUGGUGGAGGUGGAGCAGCUCUACGGGGAGGUGGCCGAGGUGGCCGUGUUGCGGCAGCAGUGGUUGCAGGACGCUUUGGCCGUCUACCGGAUGUUCAGCGAGGUGCACGCCUGCGAGGUGUGGGUGGACGAGAAGGAGCAGUGGUUGGAGAGGAUGGAGGUGCCGGAGGAGCUGGAUGAGGUGGAGGUGGUCCAGCAUAGGUUCGAGAGUUUGGACCAGGAGAUGAACAGCGUCAUGGGACGGAUCUUGGAUGUCAACCAGGUGGUGCAGCAGUUGGUGGACGGGGGGCACCCCAGCUCGGAGGAGGUCCGCUCCUGCCAGGACCACCUCAACAGCAGGUGGAACCGGGUGGUGGAACUGGUGGAGCGCAAGAAGGGUCAACUCAGCUCCGUCCUGAAGAUCCAGAACUACCUGCUGGAGUGCAGCGAGAUGAAGGCGCAGGUGCGGGAGAAGCGCAAAGCCAUCGAAGCCACCCAAGCGGGCGGCGGCGACCUGGGGGGAGUGUUGGCUUUGCAACGCCGCCUCUCCACCAUGGAGGCGGCUCUGGUGGUUUUGGAACCUCGGUUGGUGGAGCUGCAACGGGAAGGCGAAGCCUUGGCCGCCUCCCACCCGGGGAGAGCCCUGGAGAUCCUGCUGCCCUUCGAGCAGAUCAGCGAGGAGUGGGAGGCCCUCAAGAGGGCGUUGCAAGGUUGCGAGGACUCCUUGACCAUCGCCGGGCGCUUGCAAGAGUUCAUCCAAGAUCUGGACAACUUCUUGGGUUGGUUGGUGAAGACGCAAGCGGCCGUGGCCUCCCAGGAGCUGCCGGAUAACUUGAGCCAAGCGGAGAGGUUGCUCAACCAACACGCGGCCCUCAAGGAGGAGAUCAACGGCUACGAGGAGGACUACGCCAAGAUCCAAGCGGCCAGCGACCUCUUGGCCUUGGAGGAGACGGAGGUGCCCUACCUCUCCUUGCAGCAGUGGCUGCAGAAGCUGGACGCGGGCUGGGGGAAGCUGCUGCAGAGCUGGGAGACGCGACGGGAGGCGCUGGUGCAAUCUCACGUCUUCCACCUCUUCCUCCGAGACGUCCAACAGUGCCAAACCAGUCUCUACAACCAGGAAGGUGAAGAACUUCUCCUGGCCAAACCCGAAUUAACCGGCGCCGUUCGACGCCAACUGGAAGAGCUCCGCCAAUGUUGGGUAGAGUUGGAGACCACCAGCCAAGCCAGGAGCCGGCGACCCCUCAAGGAACGCAGGAGAAUCCUCCUGGCCUCCAAGGAGGUCCACCAGGUCAGCCACGAGCUGGAGGACGAGGUGCUGUGGGUGCAGGACCGCCUGCCCUUGGCCACGCUGAAGGACCACGGCACCAACCUCCAGACGGUCCAGCAGUACAUCAAGAAGAACCAGAACCUCCGGCGGGAGAUCCAGGUCCACCGUCCUCGCAUCGACGAGGUGUUGGAACGCGCCGGAGCCGUCGCCACCAUCAAAAGUCCCGAAGCCGAAGGGGUGCGCCGUCUUCUGGAGCGUUUGGGGACGAUGUGGGGGGAACUGCAGGAGCAGGCGGAGCGUCGGCAGCAAACUUUGGAUGCCACCUACCAACUGGAGCAGUACUACUUCGACGUGGCCGAGGUGGAGUCGUGGUUGGGCGAGCAGGAGCUGCUGUUGAUGAGCGAGGAGAAGGGGAAGGACGAGCAGAGCACCCUCCAACUCCUCAAGAAGCAUCUCCUGACGGAGCAAACGGUGGAGAACUACGAGGAGACCAUCGCCCAACUCUCCCGCCAAUGCCGGGCCCUUCUGGAACUUGGCCACCCUCAAAGCGAACAGGUCAGCAGGCGGCAGUCGCAGGUUGACCGGCUGUACGUGUCUCUGAAGGACCUGGUGGAGGAACGCAAGGCCAAGUUGGAGCAGCAAUAUUGGCUCUACCAGCUCAACCGCGAGGUGGACGAGCUGGAGCACUGGAUCGCCGAGAAGGAGGUGGUGGCCGGCUCACCGGAGCUGGGACAGGACUUCGAACACGUCACGAUCCGCUUCGUCGGCGCCGUGAGGGACCUUCUGGCCUGGAUGGACGGAGUCCUCUGCCAGAUGGGCGCCGGAGAGAAGCCCAGGGACGUCUCCUCGGUGGAGCUGCUGAUGAACGACCACCAAGGGCUCAAGAGCGAGAUCGAAGCCCGCGGGAAGAGCAUCGCCGCCUGCCUGGAGCUGGGCAAGACCCUCAUCCUCAGCAAGAGCCCGGCGGCCGGUGAGAUCAAAGUCCACGUGGAGAAGCUGCUGGCGAAGAAGAAGGAGAUGAUGGAGAAGUGGGACAAGCACUGGGAAUGGCUGCAGCAGAGUGAGUCCCACCUUGGGGGGGUGGUGGUGGGGACAUCCGAUGAUGGGACAUCAUCCCCAUCAUCUCCAUCCCCUGUCAGAUGCAAAGCCACGUUGGCGGACAUCGUGGAGCAGCUGCAGGAGAAGGAGGCUGGGGGCACCUUGCCGGCAUCCUGGGUGAACCUCUACUGCGUCCUGAGCAAGGGUGACCUGGGCUUCUACAAGGACGCCAAGGGCCAAGCGGCCGGCAGCACCCAUGGUGGUGAACCCCUCCUCAACCUCCACCACUCCACCAGCGAGGUGGCCAGCGACUACAAGAAGAAGAAGAACGUCUUCAAACUCAA
This is a messenger RNA of Charadrius vociferus (killdeer), 4666 nucleotides long. RefSeq names its product spectrin beta chain, non-erythrocytic 4-like. The transcript is spliced from 24 exons. Lineage: Eukaryota; Metazoa; Chordata; Aves; Charadriiformes; Charadriidae. Gene Ontology annotation, molecular function: actin filament binding; phospholipid binding. Gene Ontology annotation, cellular component: cell projection; cell junction; cortical actin cytoskeleton. The record is from RefSeq and is a predicted model, not a curated record. The annotation marks the transcript as partial. Gene Ontology annotation, biological process: actin cytoskeleton organization.